GCAAAGGAGCCGCCGCGGCCGGAGGGAUGCUCGCCCGGGGCCCCUGGGGAGGAGGGCUGCGUUGUUUCCCCGGACACGCCUGGUCUGUGCAGUCCGCUUGCCCUCACGACUCCCUUGUGAGGACAGAGACCAGGGUGCUGGGAAUCCUGGGUGGUAACGCCCCUCUGCCCACCCUCUCCUAUGUUUCUGAAAGCGUCCGCCAUUAAAGGGCAGUGAAGAGGAUAUUAUUUUGGGAUCAGAGGUCUCCUUAUGCCAGCUGUUCUGAGUAAGUGAAGCAGAUUCCCGGAGACAGGAGACCCCUUCUGGUCCGCGGCAGCCAUGCCUCCAAAUAAGGACGCCCCAGGUUGCUUUGCGUGUCCUCCCGGACUGAUCUGCUUGCCCCCGAUCUCAGAAGACCUCCAGCUGAUCUGGACGCAAGCGGCACAGACCAGCGAACUGGACGGCAACCAGCACCUCCUUCAGACCUUCAGCUAUUUCCCGUACCCCAGCCUGUCUGACCUGGCCUUGCUGUGCUUGCGGCACGGGUUGCACAUGGAGAAGGUCAAGGCCUGGUUCAUGGCCCAGCGGCUACGCUGCGGCAUCAGCUGGAGCGCGGAAGAGAUCGAAGAGACCCGGGCUCGCCUCAUUUACCACCAGGACCAGCUUCACUUCAGUUGCCUGCUUGACGGGAGCAACGGGGACUCCUGUCUGCAGUCUUGUAAGAGCCAGGAAUACCACCAGCCGCCACCUGCCCCUUUGCACCACCCGGUUAAGUACGAGAACCAGCAAUGCGAUGUCACUUCCUCAAGCCGCUUCAGCACCGCCCAGGAAAUCAGGGAACUCGGGCGAAUCAGCGAGGACGUCUGGGAACAGAAGGGGAAUGGCCUGUACCACCCUAGCAAAGCUCAGGAGAACUGUCAAUCUGCUUUCCAUCAUAGUACCAAAGAGACCCUUUCCGGUGCUUUCCUACCUGCCGCGGCCACCGGCCUGGAUUACAAAUUACAGAACUCGCACACAGCGGCCUGGGGCCUCACCAAGACCUCUCUGCAGCCGUCGGAGCCAGUCGUCGCGUCGGCUGUGAACGGCAAGCAUCACUCCGCGGUUCCUCCGCCACGCUGUUCAGUCAGAGCUUCGCCGUCGUCAUCGGCGGCUGCUUCUACGGAAUCGUGCAGCCUGCAAAACUAUCAGAGCCCUGCGUGUGACCAACAGCAGGCUUCCGGUUGCUGCUCGGAAAUUUUGCGCAAACCUCGGAGGAAGACGAAGGAGCAGCUGGAUAUGUUGAAAUCCUUCUUCCUCCACUGUCAGUGGGCCAAGCGGGAGGAUUAUCACUACCUGGAGCAGGUGACGGGGCUGCCGCGGGCUGAGAUUAUCCAGUGGUUUGGCGAUACCCGCUACGCCCUCAAACACGGUCAACUGAAAUGGUUCCGGGACAAUGCAGGACAGAGUUUCGAUCCUGCCUUAUCGUUGCCUUCUUACCCGUACCAUCCCAGUCAUCCAGACACAAAACCGUUGCAACGGUACUGGGAAUCCCAUCCGCCGCUGCAGGAUAACGGCUCUCCGCGGCCUUGCCAGGAAUCGGAUCGCUCCCGUUCGCCAGCACCGUACGAAGUGGAGGUGUGUUUGAGUGAGGAGGAGGAGGAGGACGAGGAGAUGAAAGCGGCUCUGUUAAAAGAGGAAGAUGAGGACUAUGAAGAAGAAGAAGACAACGAAGAAGACGACGACAAUGAUGAAGACUGGACUAUGUAGGAUGCAGUGUGGACAUUAGAGACGACGGGUUUUGGGGAAUGGCUCGCAGGAGAGAAUAAUUUGGCAAAGCUGUGUAGAGUUAGUCCCUACCCUGCUGAGGUCUUGCUACUUGCCCCCGUUCCAAAAUAUAAAACUGGGCCUCCGGAAUGCUCUAGAAUCUUCUGUCUUCCUUUUCAGCUCUAGGUGUUAAGUAACAACACUCUCCUGCCCCUUCCGCUCAGUGGUUAGACCUUCUCACAAAAUCAUGUUGGAAAAGAGGGUUCCAACACUUUCUCGUGAUUCAGAAUCCGAGGCAUGAAUCCUUCAGUAGUUUUCCGGAAUCUGGAAAGAUAACUCUUCUAACUGGCUUUCUUUAGACUUCUUUUGAUGUUCAUUGUGGUUGUAGAACCCGUAUCUUUUCCUUCCUCUACAGCAGAGACAGGCAAUCUUUUGGCCCAAGUUCGGGGGGGGAGGAAGGAUCAACAUGUAUCUAUGAAAAUGUUGGCAAAUGAAAAAGGAGGGAAAGAGAUUAGGGUUAUACUGGGGAGGAUCGGUGUUGGGAGCAGGGUGGGCCCCUGUGGUGUGGCUAGUGCCCUCACAGCUCAGCAUCUGCAUAUUAUGGGUUGCCUGUCGCUGCUGUAGGAUCCUGUGUUUCUGUUAUUGAAUUGUAAAGAUGGCUCUAGC
Sphaerodactylus townsendi is the source of this 2388-nucleotide messenger RNA. RefSeq names its product homeobox and leucine zipper encoding (gene HOMEZ). Lineage: Eukaryota; Metazoa; Chordata; Lepidosauria; Squamata; Sphaerodactylidae. Gene Ontology annotation, cellular component: nucleus. Bases 319 to 1725 code for a protein of 468 amino acids. The transcript has 3 exons. The record is from RefSeq and is a predicted model, not a curated record. Gene Ontology annotation, biological process: regulation of transcription by RNA polymerase II. Gene Ontology annotation, molecular function: DNA binding; DNA-binding transcription factor activity, RNA polymerase II-specific.